This is a messenger RNA of Thermothelomyces thermophilus ATCC 42464, 3213 nucleotides long. RefSeq lists its product as uncharacterized. The transcript has 9 exons. Gene Ontology annotation, molecular function: oligopeptide transmembrane transporter activity. NCBI's taxonomy places the organism in Eukaryota, Fungi, Ascomycota, Sordariomycetes, Sordariales, Chaetomiaceae. The coding region runs from base 430 to 3117 and encodes 895 amino acids. The record is from RefSeq and is a predicted model, not a curated record. Gene Ontology annotation, biological process: transmembrane transport.
AUAAGACACCACCGAGCAAACACAGCGUCCGCGAUACAGCAUCACCUAAGGCCAAUUCUCCUCAUCCGACGGACCUGGGAAACAACCCUUUUACCUCGGGGCAAGUUCUCCCCCUCUCACGGCAAGGUCCGAUCUGGGCAUGCUCUUUCCUUGUUCAAUUGCCUCGCACAAGCAGUAGAUUUGAUUCUGCCAUUGGCGACUUCAAUACCCUCCAGAAGAAAACGCUCCAUAGAAGAGCGCGGCUCCGAACUCGUCAUCGCCACAUUUCCCGCCUCAGUUCGCUUACUCACUCGCAUGCUCCGGGAAGCCCUCGACUCGUCCCAAUCUUGAUGGCUCGGCAAUUGAUAAAUUUAUUUUGGAUUUCUCUCAAUCUCAUGUUGAUACCGCGAUAACACGGAUAAACUCGCCCUCCUCGAGGGGAUAUUUAACAUGGCUAAGGCUUCGAGCUCCACGUCCUCGGACGUGCCACUCCAGCCUCUCACAUCAUCGGGCGCCAGGAGAGAAGAUUCUAUGGCCGACUCGACACGAGAACCAUCAAUAUCGAGACCGGGACGCUCCCGCUCCCCGACACGGCCCUCCUCCCCAGAGUCCCCUCUGGCCCACCUCAGAGCCCGCAUUCCCUUAUUUAGUCCCAGCCACCACCGCGGCGACGACGGCGGCCAUCUCGACAAUGCCCGCUCGGACUCGGGCUCUGAAUACGAACUCCUGCUCGACCCAAACCUCCCUGCUGACUACUCGCAACGUCAUCAGCCCAUUCCCCGCCACUCCCUUUCCAGCGUCGACCACCAUCACCACCACCAUCACCACGACGGUACUGGGCCCAAGAUCUCUCUGGACUCGGAAGACCUUGACCCGUUAGUUUCUGGAGGUGAAGAGGGAGAGGACGGCGACGACCAUGAAGAUGAGGUAGAAGAUUCGCCCUACCCGGAAGUCCGCGCCGCUGUCCACCCCUACGACGACCCGACUUUGCCGUGCAACACUGUCCGCGCCUGGACCAUCGGGCUGGCCCUGAUCUUCUUGGGUGCGAGCAUGAACACGCUCUUUUCGCUGCGGUCGCCCAACAUCAGCUUGGGUGCGCUGAUUGCGCAGGUUAUUGCUUGGCCUCUCGGGAGGGGCUGGGCCCGGUUUGUUCCCGAUAAAGAGGUCAGGAUGCCGCUGCCAUGGUUCGGCAAGGGUACGCGGAUGGGCCUAGGUAUCAAAAGGGUGAGGUUGGCAUUAAACCCCGGCCCGUUCAACAUCAAGGAGCACGCCAUCGUCGUCGUCAUGGCCAGCGUUUCCUUCUCCGUGGCGUAUGCGACCGACAUCAUCCUGGCCCAGAAGGUAUUUUACAAGCAAGACUUUGGCCUUUUGUGGCAACUAUUUCUCGUUGUCUCAACCCAGAGUCUCGGCUACGGCAUUGCCGGCAUGAUGCGGAGGUUCCUCGUGUAUCCCGCCUCCAUGAUCUGGCCUGGCAAUCUGGUGUCGGUAACGCUGAUGAACGCCAUGUACGAGAGCACAGAGGACAGGGAUCCCACCAUCAUUGGCGAGUCGAUGCCGCGGUACAGGUGGUUCGCUCUGGUUACCGCCGGAUCCUUUAUCUACUACUUCAUCCCGGGCUUCCUGGCCCAGUUCCUCAGUUCGUUUGCCUUCAUGACAUGGCUCGCCCCGGAGAGCCCUGUCGUCAAUCAGCUGUUUGGAUACACGACCGGUCUGUCGCUGCUGCCCAUCACCUUCGACUGGACCCAGAUCUCGGGCUUCGUUGGUUCGCCACUGAUACCGCCAUGGCAUGCCAUUGCGAACACAAUGAUCGGCGUUGUCUUGUUCUUUGUAGUCCUCGCCUCUGUCCUCCACUAUGGCGGGGCUUGGUACUCGCAGUACUUGCCCAUGAGCGACUCCAACACGUAUGACAACACGGGGAAACCGUACGAUGUAUCCCGCAUCCUCUCUGCGGACUACACCCUGGACGUCGAGGCAUACAACAAUUAUUCCCCCUUAUUUCUAAGCACAACAUUUGCCAUUUCCUACGGCCUUUCCUUCGCCGCCAUUGCCUCGCUGAUUGUAUACACAUACUUGCACCACGGCAAGACCAUCUGGCGACAGUACAAGAGUAGCACGACGGAGAAACCGGACAUCCACAUGAAGCUGAUGAGGCGAUACAAGGAGGCGCCAACUUGGUGGUAUAUGUCGCUCUUUUUUGUGAUGCUCAUCCUCGGCUUCGUGACCGUCCUCGCCUGGCCCACCAACAUGACUUGGUGGGCCUUCUUGCUGGCCGUUCUCAUCUCCUUCGUAUUCUCCUUACCGAUCGGCAUCAUCCAGGCCGUCACGAACAAUCAGAUUGGACUGAAUGUGCUCACCGAGUUUGUAUAUGGAUACAUUCAGCCGGGCCGGCCGCUGGCUCUGAUGAUUUUCAAAACUUUUGGUUACAUCACCAUGUCUCAAGCCCUUACCUUCGUAUCCGACCUGAAAUUCGGCCACUACAUGAAGAUUCCGCCACGCACCAUGUUCAUGGCCCAGGUCGUUGCUACUACCUUUUCCUGUUUCAUCCAGGUCAUGGUCCUCAAUUACGCCCUCAAGACCAUCCCAAAUGUCUGCGAGCCCACACAACCUGACCACUUCACCUGCCCUGGCGGGCGCGUGUUCUUCUCCGCAUCCGUAAUAUGGGGUUUGAUCGGCCCCGCUCGCAUCUUCUCCCCGGGCCAGAUCUACUCUUCACUCUUUAUCUGCUUCUUCCUGGGCGCGGUAACGCCCAUCGUGAUUUACUUACUUGCUAAGCGCCGCCCAAAGUCCUUCUUGCGUUACCUCAUGGCACCCGUCAUCUUCGGCGGCGCCGGCGCCAUCCCACCUGCCACGCCCCUCAAUUACCUAUCGUGGGGCAUCGUUGGCUAUGUGUUCCAAUAUCUGAUCAAGAAGAGGCACUUUGGCUGGUGGAGCAGGCUGAAUUUCCUGACGAGUUCUGGAUUGGACCUGGGGCUGGCGCUGAGCACGCUGUUCAUCUUUUUCGCCUUUACCCUAAGGGAGGUCGAACCACCCAGGUGGUGGGGUAACGAAGUGAUCAAAGAGACAAUGGACUAUAGAGGGGAGGCUGUACAAGUAGUGAUGGCCCCUGGGGAAACCUUUGGGCCAGCUGCGUGGGGCUAAGGUGCUACUUGAUCCUGCUUGGCUGAGCGAAGUCCUCGCCGCAUGGAGAACUUAAGUGAUGACUGUUGUAAAGCAGGGACUCGUUGCUCAUCUGCU